Messenger RNA from Photinus pyralis (common eastern firefly), 1154 nucleotides. RefSeq lists its product as uncharacterized. The record is from RefSeq and is a predicted model, not a curated record. NCBI's taxonomy places the organism in Eukaryota, Metazoa, Arthropoda, Insecta, Coleoptera, Lampyridae. Bases 668 to 1129 code for a protein of 153 amino acids. The transcript is spliced from 2 exons.
AUAAAAAUUAUUUAAUUACUGGUCCAGAACAAGUUAGACCUGUUGAUUUCAUUAAAGAACUUCACAACAUCCAAUUCAAAGAAGCUUUUGUGGAUUUUUUAAUUACACACUGGAGCUCUAAUGAAAUGACAGCAUUCAUCGGGAAUACCAUAAUAAAUUUAAAUUACACAAAGAAUGCCAUACUUAUAGUGUUCACAACAACUCUGUUAUCAUCAAUGUCAAUGAUAACUUAUCAUGCCAACAUCAUGAGGAAGCUGAUACAAAAAUAAUAUACCACAUAUGCCAAAUGGAUGAAGAUGUAUCCGACGUGUUAAUAAAAACGUGCGACACAGACAUUUUAAUAUUAAUGCUCGGCAACGUGGACCAUCUCCGCAAUAAAAAUUUAAAAAUCUACAUAGAAUAUGGCACCAACAAUUUCAAAAAAUGAAUAAAUAUUUCUGAACUGUAUGAAAAAUUAGGACCCUCGAUAUGCCAAAGAUUACCAGGAUUUCAUGCAUUAACCGGUUGUGAUUUUAACCCAUCGUUUUUAGGAAGAGGAAAAAAAAUACCUUUUAAAAUAUUAGAAAAAUCUCAUCAGUACCAAAAGGCAUUUGCAGAGUUAGGAAGUGCAGAAAUAGUAGAGAAGAAAGAAGAGAUUUUUUCAAUACUUGAGAAAUUUGUGUGCCAAAUGUACGGAUCAAAAUGUCAAAGAUUGAAUGACGCACGUUAUGAGAAGUUUCUUGCCACUUAUGAGACGAAAAACGACAACAUAUUUAUGAAAAAAAUUAUAAGUUAUGAUUCAUCAAAUCUACCUCCGUGCCAACGCGAACUGCAACAACAAUUAUUAAGAGCUGCAUAUAUUGCAAAUAUCUGGCGGAAUAGUCAUUUAAAGGAACCAACAUUUCUUACCCCUGAAAAUAAUGGUUGGAACUUAAUCGAUGAUCACUACGAUUUCAAUUGGUUUGAGGGAGAUACGGUUCCUGCUUCUAUAUACGACAUACUUUUACAAGACUCUACUAAUACUGAUACUGCCGAAGCCCAGUCAAAUGAAACUGAAGAUUACAUUUCAGAGGAGGAAAACGAUAUCGAAGAGUCGGAUUAUGAUGAAAGAAGUAGUGGUGAAGAAGUGUGGGAUGAUGAUGAUAAUUAAUGUAAAAAAUAAUGUAGAUUACACA